Molecule: messenger RNA, 321 nt
Organism: Fonsecaea nubica
Lineage: Eukaryota; Fungi; Ascomycota; Eurotiomycetes; Chaetothyriales; Herpotrichiellaceae
Exons: 2
Coding region: 1-321 (106 amino acids)
Cellular component (GO): membrane
Source: RefSeq, a predicted model, not a curated record
AUGGGUGCACAGGCCUCCGAAGUCCCAGCAUACAUCCUCUCGGCGCUCACCUCGGUGGGUGGCAUCACCGGCUACGUGCGCACGGGCAGUAUCCCCAGCAUCACCGCCGGCCUCACGGUUGGAAUCCUGUACGGUCUCGGUGGCUUCCGCAUCUCCAAGAAACAGCCGUACGGCGUCGAGCUUGCGCUCCUAGCCUCUGUGUUACUCGCCGGCAGCAGCAUCCCCCGCGCCAUCAAGACGGGCAAACCCCUCCCCGCGGGGCUAGGCGUGUUGGCCGUCACGGGACUGCUCAUAUACGGCAGAGCGUUUUUGGCCAAGUAA